AGAGCUCGACAAGACAAGUUGAUUCAACGCUUAUUGUGGACUAUUAUAAACUAUAAACAACGUGGCUGUUUUCAGCUGAAACUGACAUUUCAUUCGUUUUUUCACCCAUUAACCAUUUUCAAUCCAUUGACGACUUACUGAGGAAUUAUUUCCACAAGUUUAGAACAUUUUUAGGAUCAUGUCGAGUCACAGUCCAGCAACGAGUCCGAUUCCGCUUUCGAGUCCAACGGGGAGCACGGGGAGCAGCAAGUCUCCAAGUAGCAACUUGGAGCACGUCAAGAGGCCAAUGAACGCCUUCAUGGUCUGGUCACGGGGACAGCGCAGGAAGAUGGCCCAGGAAAACCCAAAAAUGCACAACUCAGAAAUCAGCAAACGGCUGGGAGCGGAUUGGAAGCUCCUUUCAGAGGAUGAAAAACGUCCAUUCAUUGACGAAGCGAAGAGACUGCGGGCGCUUCACAUGAAGGAGCACCCUGAUUACAAGUAUAGGCCCAGGAGGAAACCAAAGUCACUACUCAAGAAGGAUAAGUACGCUUUUCCUAUUCCUGUGAUUCCGGGCCUCCCUGGGAUGGGGAUGGGUGCCUACGGUAAUAUGGGACUUUCUCCUUACGUUUCGUCAGCAUUGACGUCUUCUUUAGAUUCGUUAUCUCAAGCGGAGAAAGCACGUGCGUUCUUGCCACCAGUGUCAGGACACUCUCUUUACUCGCAUCUCUCAGACGCCACGAACAAACUAGGAGAAGCCGCAGCAUCCUCACUCCGCGCCUCAGAACUGUCAAGUAUGUAUAAUCCUUAUGUUUCCUCACCAGCUUUAAGUGCUCUCAGUGGACUUCCACCCUCCGCCCAUAGCCAUUCGUCUAUGGGACAGUAUAUUGUGCCUUGCUGUCCACCGGGCGCCUACGGGAUGCCGCCUUCCCACUCCUCCCAAGACUUACACCGGCCGCUAACAUACGUGUUAGUCAAACCCGAGGACCAUUAUCGACAUCCUUUAGCGGGACCAGUGAUGUAGACACAUAGACUAUCUUAGAAUGUACAUAUUUAUGAAGGACAUUUGUAAAUACUAGUAGAUACGGGAUUCGGUUGUGAGGUUGUUCAGGAUGUGCCGCAACAAGGGAACAUUCUCCAAUUUGGUAGGUGUUUUCCAAGGUCUGUUUGGCAAACUUCACAUACCGAAGCCAGAAUCUCGUGGUGAUAUCUCAAAGUGCUAAUGGUAUGCAAGUGAAAAUUGCAUUUCCUAACCAAAGAAACAAACUUUAGGCCGUAAAAUGCCUUCGAUUCAUAUUGUAACGGACUUGACCAUGGGCACCUUGCUGUGUCCAUUGCACGAAUUCUAACAAUGCUUCAGUUGAAAUAGGACGAGGAUCCAAGGAAACUUCCAGGGGUAUCUGAUUGUGAACAAUUUCAGUAACAGCUUAGAAUAGUCGUUGACCGUCUGAUUUUAUCAGUGACACCAUAAAGUAUAGAACGCAGGACACUCUCAGCGCAACAUUUAAAAAAUCUCGACCCGGAGUUCAAUUUGGACACUUUGCCAGAUUCAGUCACCGACUUAACCCAUUGAGAAGGAUCACCUGAGAUUCGGAGCUGGCAAGAGUUUAGAAGAUUCGUCUACCGACCAGGCUAACCAUUGGCCAAGAACACUCAGCUCCCGAAACGUGUAUAUUCUAUCAUGACACUGACGAAAGCGAUUUGCUUAAGUUCUCAACUCACUUGGUAACUUUGUAAUUUGUAUCUUCUCUGGUGUGGCCUGACCACGUUUAAGGUAUGUAUCCUCAUUGAUAUCCAAUUGCCAUGUACAUGCAUGCAUACAUUUAUGUACAGUUGCACUUAACGGUAAAAACGUACGCCAUCAGCGGCUGGGCAAAUGGUUAAUGGAAUGUGGUUGAAAAGGUGUCUUGUAAUUGUUUCCCUUAAACAACCGCAAGCUGAGAUAAGUUUUUUCAUCUCUUUUGCAAUAUAUUUUUUCUACUAUUUCGAGAAGAUAAGUACACAGUGUGCCAACGUAUGUAACGUGUACAUGGAUUGUAUGUCAAGUACGAUGGAACUCCGAAGCAGUCGUAGGUUUCUUGUAGUCGUUAAGUUGACCAUUGAGGUUCUAUUUAACUUUACUCUAUAAAAAUUCGUUUUUGCAGGACUUGCCUAGUGUUUUGCCGCUAUUUCUCUCUCAUUAACUGCAUUUUUAUGAUAAAUUGAGUCAAAUCUUCUCAAAGUUAUCAUACCUUAAGCCAUCGUAAGUUCGUCCUUGUCUGAAACUAUCGGAUGACAAAUGCUGUGUUCAAUCGGUGCAUGUUGACACAUAAUACCUAUCACUUCAAUAGAAAUCAAUAAACAUUAGACAUGGCGAGUUUUGGGUAACUUAGUGACUAUGUUUGGGACUUUGUGAAUUUUGGUAUAUUCUCUCAUAGAAACUUUAUUCAUACGGUUAACUGUGUAUAUCAAAUGUGUUAAACGAAAUAGGCAUAAUACUCAAGACGAGUAGUUGAGUUAGGCAGCAAUGUAUUGGAAACUUGGUAAUUUAGAACAGUUUUUGAGUCAAGGCAAUAUAGCCUGGUGUUUGUAUCAUAAUUUCACUUUGUUCUGAGUUAAAUACUUCGAGCCAAUCUUGCUAAGGUGAUUUUUUUUAAAUUGUUGGGUAACUUGUGUCUCGGCUUCAGUACUCGUUAUCAGGAAAACACGGUCAAUCGUCACACAUUUCUGUGUUUGAUCUAUACAAAUACUGGUACAUCCAUCGGAUACCAACUGCAAUUUCGAUUCAAGUAUCAUAUCUGGUCAUACUAAAAUCAUCAUGCUUAAUCAAGUUAAAAGGUGUCCUCAGUGUCAUGCUUAAGUCUACAAUUAGAAACGUAUACUUAAGUAAUUGGUUUUAAAGGUGUCAUGCAUUUAAAACGCCAUCGAUUACUGAAGAGUUCUCUAAACCCCGAGUUUUUAAGGUGUCAUACUUGAAAAAUCUCCUCGGAGGGCGACGUACUUCAAUCGAUUUAAGAGGGUUUCAGACUUAAAUAUUAGAUUCGAAAGGACUGGUGUCAUACUUUUGAUAAUCAUGCGUAAAUUUGAAUGGUUUCUGAUGGAUGUGCGAGUACACCUCUAUCUUAUCACGCAUAAGUUCCGGAAGACUCUGACCUAAUUUAGUGUGACUAUCUUUGAUUUGAAGUUCAAUUUGAACGGAUUUUUAUUGACUAAAGCAAACAUUGCUGCAGUUUUCAACUUCUUUCGCCAAUUUCUCUAGUUUUCUCAUUUUUUGCAUGAAAGUUUUUUAAGGAACGAAGAUAUGGCUGGCAAAUAUGUAACAGGUCUGAUAUAGGUGCAGUUUGUUCAUGCACAUGUGUCCCGCUGACAAUUCUACAUCACACAACGAUGGUGGAGCAGCAGCUAGACAUGCCAGUGUGAUGAAACUUGGCAUAUGUAGUAUUUCUACAAGUCUUAAGUGUUCUGAAGUGAACAGCGCAACAUCGUGUCCUGCAGUAUUGAUAUUUAUCAAUAAUCUGGCCACAGUGUCAUGCUGACAUGCAUGAGUUUAUUCUUGACAGCGGUGGUAAUAAAUCAUGUACACGGGUUCCUCUACAGCACUGAUCACACCACGAGUAACACUGAUGGACAAUAGACUAAUUGAUCAAUUAAUUAGUGCUUAUUAAGUGGUGAAAGUGGUAUGGGUGUAAUAAAUGGUCGGCCGUAUAGCGGUAUAAUAAUCACCUUGACAGAGAAGGCUCGGAAAUCGUCUUAACAAUCUUUUUCUUUUACAAGAUUUUCUUUCUUUUUCUUGAUUAUAUUACCAACAUCACGAUUGCAGGUUCAGAAUGGAACUCUAAUUCGUUUUUUUUAUACCAUGUUUUGAUCAAGGACAUUCGAACUGUACUUGGACGCAAAAAGUCAAAAUAACAUUUCACUAGCUCCGUUUGGUAAAUGUUUGAUCGAAUUAAACUUUCCCUUGAUAUUUCCACUUCAGUUUUUUUCCAGAAUUUCAACCGGAUUUUGUAUUAGGGGCCAUUCCCCUUCAAUCAUAGGCCCUGCUAAACAGGGACUAUAAAGUUCAUGUGCUAUUACUUUUCUGGGCCAGGGGACAAAAAAUAGCUAAAAUUCUACAGCAGUUUUAUUGAACUUGUUUUUUUUUCUUCAAUGUCACUUGAAGUUAUGAAACCCUUCCUGCAAUUUAUUUACAAAAUGUUGCUUUUGUGUCGGAAUUGCCUACACUUAUGCUAAUGGAAAAAUCGAACCAUUCACAAUACUGGGGGUCGUUUUGCAACCUUUUAUUCUUUGGAAAAAGAAGGAAAGUUUAUUUCAAUUCAAACUGCUUUGUUCGCAAAAGAAAUAUUUUCAAAACCGAAUGGUGUUAUUUUGUGCCCAAUUAGUCUAUUGAGGUAGACGCUAUUAAAGUGAUUGAAAAUCUAUUGGAAUUUCAAGGGAGAAAGCCAUUGCUGUUUAAAUUAAUGUAUCUUAUUGUUUAGGCACUGGGAAAGCCUUUGGGAUAUUGCCCAACAAUAGCCGUAUACAUGUUCACCACUUUCUAAAAAGUGUGUUCGAAAACAUUAAACAAGUUGUCGAAUUUUUAAUUUGGUAUGGUGGUAAUUUCCAUACGUUAAUGUUACAGUCAAAAGUACGUUCUUUACCUCUCCCUUGUUGGGCGAAACAAGCUGACUUCGCUCAUACCAAGGCUGAUGCAAGACGUACAUGUACACACCAAUGCAAACAGUACAUACAUUUGACUCAACGCAAUCUCAACAUGUAUGUGCCUGUCCCAAACUCUUUUCUUUCCACAAAUAACUCGUUAUCAACAUCCUUAAUCCCAACAAAACAUAACGAACAACCACUUGCCCCCCUACCAACAAAAAUUUACCAUUAUUUGCGAACAACAGGCAAUUGUGCGCAGAAAUUCAAAAAAGGUUAAGGUAUUCUGCUAAGGACAAUGGUAUUUUCCUUCUACUCCAUUCAAGUCAGUCGUUAAUUUCCUUAAAAUGAGAUUAGCUCAUUAAGGGGCUUUGGACCACUCGUGAGCGCUCUAAGCUUGGUAAGCUCCGACAGGCCAGCGUGUUCUUGCAAGGAAAUGCAUAAAUGUUACAUUCCUAACGAAAACUUACUUAAAAUUACACAUGAAGAUACUAAGUCUUACUAUGUAUCAUUCAUGUGCAAUAUUUAUGCCAAAGAAACCAUGAUUUUUUUCAAGGUAGUCGAAAAUCUCUGCAAUGACAUCCAAUAUGUUCCGGAAUACGAUGACACUUCACUCAUGUUACUGACAAAGGUUGAAACCAUCUCCUACAAAAGCAGCAAAGUAAAAAGAAUGCUAAUGCCUAACCAUUAUUGAUCUAACAAUGUCAUGAUUGCACUUUCCAAAAGAACAAUCGUUAAUUGUCGGAAAUCCCCAAACAUACAUUUGUGUAUAAUUCCAUUCUUCUACAAACUGGUCCUUUCACUUGAGGUUCCUUGGACAACACACAAUGAUUGUUGGCUUGUUCUCUCCACAGUUAAUUGGCUUUUGUGUUUGGCCAAAAUCAAUAGGGGACAUUAUGGUUAUGAACAGGGACGAUUUGUCCUUAUUGCGAUUAUCGCGGUUUAUGCGCAAGUUUAGUCAAGCUUUCCUUUAGUGGCGAUAAAGGGCACGGUGAUGGUCCAAGGAGGGUGCGCCCUCAACACAUUGUUGUCUGAAGCAUUGUUUGGGAACAAUCAAUUAGUCAUACAUUCAGUGCUUAUAACACAGUAUGCAUCCGAUCAACAUUUAGUUUACUAAUACGUACAUGUACUAGAAAUAUGAAAUUGUGAGAAAUCGUGUCCUUUUCUACCAAGUCCAAAGUCAUGAGAAUGCCUUUACGGCUACUUCACCGAUAACGAUAGACUAGUGUCACUGGGAAAAUGCAGUAUGAGAUUGUAGUUGAAAUGUAUGGUGCUUGGUUGUACCUUUGACUACCCGCGCUGUACUCGAUGUUCAUAUACAUUAUACGAGGGUAAAAUUGGCAAAAAAGCCUUGGUUUGAAAAUUGAAGCAAUUAGGUCCGGAAAGUAUCUCUGGUGUGUUCACUGCUGUUCUGAUUCCCUAUCUCUUUUGGAUCUGUCCUCUACAACAAACGAUCAACAAAUUUUUGUUGGAUAGUUCCUCGGGUUUUUUUUUGUUUAGUUGGCACUUGUAACGUUUUCAUGACGCAACUGUCAGGUGCCAUUAUGACACAAGAUGGAGGCAUCCGUGUAAUAUUUGAUUAUACAUUAAGUGUACAUUGGCCAUUCGUCGUAUUCAAAUUGGAGUGCUGCUUUGACGAUUCGAAUUAAGCUCGAAUUAACCUAGAUUCAAAUUUAAAUGAAAAUAUGGAAAUGAUGUAUAUUUUUAACUUCUCUAGUAGUCUAGGAAUAUUGUGUAUAUUGCUCAUUAUUUGACAAAACUAUUUAUGUUGCUAAGCUGAAUUCACAACCUCUGGAACUGAUGCAAUUGAUUUUGAUAGGAAAUGCAAUUAAAAGUGUCAAAGUAAAUCCGUUUUUGCUCCGACCAAUGCAUAUUACAAAAAAUGUUGUGAAUACAAUACGGAAAACUUUGUUUUCAAUUGCUUCAGUUCCAAAAUGUUGCACGACUACGUGACCUUGAAAGGUCACCGUAGCUAAUUACAAUGUUGUUAAUUCCUGAACUAUUUUGUUGCAAUAUUUAGCGAGGGCAUUUCUCGUGGGGUGGAUAUAAACACCAGAACGGCAACCGAAACACACUCGGUUUUCCUUCCGAUGCUGCCCCGUUCCGUUCCGAUGGUUAUACACACCCUUUAUUUCUCGUGUUAUGUUGACUUGUGCAUGGCAAUGGUCUGUACAUUGAAAGAAACUGAACAGUGUUUUUUAAUAAAAUGGUUUACAGAUGA
Molecule: messenger RNA, 6814 nt
Organism: Lineus longissimus
Lineage: Eukaryota; Metazoa; Nemertea; Pilidiophora; Heteronemertea; Lineidae
Product: transcription factor Sox-14-like
Exons: 1
Coding region: 179-1003 (274 amino acids)
Biological process (GO): cell differentiation; regulation of DNA-templated transcription; anatomical structure morphogenesis
Molecular function (GO): DNA-binding transcription factor activity, RNA polymerase II-specific; RNA polymerase II cis-regulatory region sequence-specific DNA binding
Source: RefSeq, a predicted model, not a curated record